CGAGAUGUACGGAUGUACCGUGAACGAUCUUAGCCGUCUGUCAAUUCAGACAUCAUCAAACAAAAAACACUUGGUCCUAAGUAAUUUGUAAUUUGUAGUUUUAUUGCACACGAAAAUCUGUUAGUUUACACUGUACAUCAGGUCAAGGAAAGGAACAUGAAUUUUGUGCAGGAACAUAACCAGGUUCUCUACGUCUGGAGUGGAGCACUUAGCACAGGCAUUGAACAAGAAGUAAAUCAGCUGAAAACCGUGCCAAACGUUAGAGUCAACGUUGAAAAUGCUGACCGUGUUCAACUUGCGGACUACGAGCAAUCCCAGUUCGAUGUAAUCUUGGCUAAUGUUCCUACAGGAAACUCGCAAUUGGUGUGUCAUUUGCUGAAGCUGGUGAAACCAAAGGGGAAAGUUGUGUUCAAGGAUGACUCAGCUAAUACCGAUGCAGCACGUUCUAAUCUACUGCUAUCUGGUUUCAUCAAUAUUACAUCAAUAGAGGGAAACGUGUACGUUGGCGAGAAACCCAACUACGAAGUGGGGUCCGCAACCAAGCUAUCGUUUGCGGCUAACAAGGCUAAAGUAGCUGCCGUUUGGAAACUUGAUGUUGAUGAAGAAGACGACCAAAUCGAUGCCGAUGAGUUACUGGACGAUGAGGACAAGAUUAAACCAACUGCGGAAUCAUUGAGAGUUUGCGGAACAACUGGAAAGCGUAAGGCUUGCAAGGACUGCUCGUGUGGACUUGCUGAAGAACUUGAAGCGGAAACAAAAGGAUCUGCUUCUCAAAGCACUGCAAUUAAGUCAUCGUGUGGAAGUUGCUAUCUAGGCGAUGCUUUCCGCUGCGCGACCUGUCCUUACUUAGGAAUGCCUGCAUUCAAACCCGGAGAGAAAAUUCAGCUUUCCGAUACACAGAUGCAAGCUGAUGUUUGAAAGACUAUUUAAAUUUACUUUUUGUUGUAACAUUGUAUUGAGAAACAGUUACUGGUUUCGUAUGAACUGUAAAGAGACACUUGGUUGUAGAAUUCCAAAUAUUUAAUUUUAAAACGA
Topomyia yanbarensis is the source of this 1035-nucleotide messenger RNA. It is a transcript of the gene CIAPIN1, whose product is annotated as anamorsin homolog. The coding region runs from base 157 to 918 and encodes 253 amino acids. The record is from RefSeq and is a predicted model, not a curated record. Gene Ontology annotation, molecular function: iron-sulfur cluster binding. The transcript is spliced from 6 exons. Gene Ontology annotation, biological process: iron-sulfur cluster assembly. Gene Ontology annotation, cellular component: cytoplasm. Lineage: Eukaryota; Metazoa; Arthropoda; Insecta; Diptera; Culicidae.